Cydia amplana is the source of this 1415-nucleotide messenger RNA. RefSeq names its product protein phosphatase 1 regulatory subunit 36-like. The transcript is spliced from 10 exons. The record is from RefSeq and is a predicted model, not a curated record. NCBI's taxonomy places the organism in Eukaryota, Metazoa, Arthropoda, Insecta, Lepidoptera, Tortricidae. Gene Ontology annotation, molecular function: phosphatase binding. The coding region runs from base 80 to 1405 and encodes 441 amino acids. Gene Ontology annotation, biological process: negative regulation of phosphatase activity.
UGCAGUCUGGUUGACGUUUCUUACGUAUUUGUAAAUAAAUUGUAAUUAUGCAUUUUUCGGAAUAAUAAUAAAAUAAUCUAUGGCUGAUGACGAAGAUGAAGGAGAAGGGGGGUUGUAUGAAGAGGGACACUGGAUUUGGGAUGAAAAUGCUAAUCAAAUUACAUUUGUAAGUGACCGUCCGGUUGUCGUAGACGAGGCUAUUCAAAUGCCGACCAAAAUGCCGACGGGAGCUAUAGAGUUCAGAGACGACGUGGAUUUAAUAGAACAGUUAAGAUAUCGGAGACGUUAUCAACGGAAACUGAAACCUGAACAGCCGGAUGUAGUUACAGUGCAAGAUUGCAAGGACCUUGCGCUGUACACGGCGCCGGUGACCAUCCUGAGCCCCGCCCUGAUAAACAUGCUGCAUAUACCGACUACUGAAAGAUUUAUCAAGGCAUUAAUUUUAUGUUGCCAAUAUUAUUUACAGGUGUCGGACGAGAUGGCGCACCGCAUGCUGGAUCUGGAGACGCGCGUGCGCACGCCCUACUGCGACGUGGUGGAACAAGAGUUCGGCACCAACCUCAACGAUUUGCGUGUGCUAGUCGCUAAGGAGUAUUGCACUAUGCUUAUAGGUGGCGCAGACACUAAGAAGUACCACCACAUGGGCCCGGCGAAGAAGCGGCGGUCGCUCUCCGACAAGGACGCGCGGCUUUUCGAGACGCUGCUGCGGAUGUGCGUGCAGAUCGUCUGGCUCGCUUUAGGACGCAGGGCGUUUAAUCAGAUAGAGCUGGAGGUGAAUCGAUUGUUCAAAUCGGAAAUCUUCAACACUAUAGAGCACACUCUAAAGACCAACUACGUCGAGAAAAUGACGAACGAGGAAAGGAACGUCCUCCUGGGCGAAUGCGUGCGAACUGACAAGAAGCUCACCACGAAAUCUCCCAUCAUGAACGAAGUGUUCUGUUACAGGGACAUUGACUAUCGUAUGAUGGGAAUUGGAGUUAUCAAAAUGCACCAAUUGCCGAUACGUCUCAGGUAUAUACAUAAUAUUGUGGCCGGGCCAGAGGAGAAUUACGCGGCGCUGGACGUCUCGCUCGGCAUCGUGGGGCUACCCCGCUCCGUCUUCGACACCAUGCUCAAACCGCUGCCUGUGGCGGAAGAUCCGAAAUCAAAGAAAUCUUUAGCGUCUAUGAGCAGUGCAAAAAGCUCCGGUAGCAUGAAGAAGAGCGGAACAGCGUGGACUCAACGAAAAUUGUAUGCCGACAUUAACUUGCCAUUAAAAUCAGAGCACGGCGACCCGAUGCCCUCCUCGUUCCCUAGCGAGCCCGAGGCGCCGAGGCCGUGCAACGACACGCAGCGCCGCCGCUGGCUCAACCGUCUCCAAAGGCUGCGGCGCGGGCAAAGGGCCUCCGCCGGAAAACGCGCCUAAAUACGUUAUA